AUGGAUAUUACAGUCACUUUCAACGAGCUUCUGAAGGAGCGCAAUGCGCCGGAAAUAAGGAAACGGGUCACCCUGAAUGCCAUAGAUGGCUUUUUGAAAGAGGCAUACCGAAUUAAUUCGCAUAUCACGAGUCUUCAUCGAGAACUUCAAGAUGUCAGACAAGCCUACCUCUCGACUGCGCAACCACGAAAGACAAAUACUCGGGCUGCUAAGAACCAAACCCGAGUACUAUCCGACCGAGAUCGAGAAGAAGUCGACGCCAAUGCGAAGCAAAUGAUUCGGGAGCUGAAUGCUGGCAUUCGCGCCCUUGAUGAGGCCGAACAAUUACGCCGUGAGACCGAAACAGCCAUGAUUCGCAAGAAAUAUAUAGGAGGCUUGGGCGCUCUGGGCUCGUGGGCUUCUGGUGGUAUGGUUAGUAGCAAAACCCAGGAGCACGAGGAAGCAGAAGCAAAGGCACGAGAUGUGGGCAUCCACCGAGACAGCAUUCUCUGGUUUUUAAGGCAACGGCUGGAAUUAUGCUGUCGUACACAACAGGAUAUGAUGGAGGCACGCCUGACACGAGAGAUGGAAAAGAGCCGCAGCAUGCUUUCGAGAGCUGGUAUCGCCGGAGACUUUGCGGAAUUUCCUCCUUCUGCCCGACGAGCCUCGCAGACAGCCCCUUCUGAAAAGAUCCCUAUGUCCGACGACGGUCAACUCCCGAGCCAGCAUCUUACGGAGGAGCAGAUUCAGAUGUUUGAGGAAGGAAAUCAAGAUAUGAUGAAGCAUUUCGAGAGUAGCUUGGACAAAGUCAGGACCGCUGAGAAGUCACUACUUGAGAUAUCUGAACUACAAUCGCUGCUUGUGAACAACCUUGCAACGCAGUCAGCCCAUAUCGAACAAUUAGUGUCAGAUUCGUUUUCGACAACGGAAAACGUUGGUGGGGGUAAUAAGGAACUUAAAAAAGCCACUCAGCGGGCAAGUCCAGCAAAGUAUACUUUCUUUGCGGCGGGAGGAUUGUGUGCGUUCCUUGUCGUUUGGGAUCUUAUAUUCUGA
Fusarium coffeatum is the source of this 1032-nucleotide messenger RNA. RefSeq lists its product as uncharacterized. The transcript has 3 exons. Lineage: Eukaryota; Fungi; Ascomycota; Sordariomycetes; Hypocreales; Nectriaceae. The coding region runs from base 1 to 1032 and encodes 343 amino acids. Gene Ontology annotation, cellular component: endoplasmic reticulum; SNARE complex. Gene Ontology annotation, biological process: retrograde vesicle-mediated transport, Golgi to endoplasmic reticulum. The record is from RefSeq and is a predicted model, not a curated record.